Dendroctonus ponderosae (mountain pine beetle) is the source of this 1627-nucleotide messenger RNA. RefSeq lists its product as uncharacterized. The record is from RefSeq and is a predicted model, not a curated record. The transcript has 2 exons. Bases 109 to 1404 code for a protein of 431 amino acids. Lineage: Eukaryota; Metazoa; Arthropoda; Insecta; Coleoptera; Curculionidae.
CAUUUUUCUUCUCUUAUGUUAUUUAUGAUCUACGCUAACCCCCAAACGUCCAAGGAUUUUUAAUAAUAUCUAUCAGAAAAAUACUGCUUUCUUCUAAUUCUUGGCCCCAUGGAAGAUUACUUUGAGAUCCCGAAGGUGGACUUGUUACAAAAAAAAUGCACCAUUUGCCACAAAGUGUACGUGCAUAGGAAGAGUUUGUAUGCACACUUACGUUUUGAUCACGAUUUGGAACCCCGGCCCCAAAGAAAGGAAUUUGCGUGUGAAAUGUGCGAGAAAGCGUACUGCUCCCAACCUGGUUUGAAGAACCACGUCAAAAGGAGCCACUGCACUGACGACGCUGAGCAAAUCAAUGAAAACAGUGCUGUGAGUGUGAAUAGGGAGCCUAGGAUUUUGUGCCCCCAUGAGACUUGCUGGGAGAAAUUCUCACACUACAAGCACUUGAGGGACCACAUUCUUAAAGCCCAUGACGUCGAGAUUGAUCUCGAAACAUAUGAGUUUGACUCCAUUGAUGACUUUGAAUUUUGGAAACUGCAAGUCCAGCAAGAAACCACCUCCUACUAUACAUUGGAUACUUCCAGCAAGCAGUUAUCCAAUGGAGUGCAGAAGAAAUACUUCAACUGCCACCGUUCAUACAAGUUCAAGUCUAAGGGAAAGAAUAUCCGCAAGUUGAAAUCGUGCGGCUCAAUUAAAAUAGGAAAAGCUUGCCCAUCGCGAAUGGAAGUUACGAUAAAGAACGAGAACGUGCAAGUGAAUUUUUGGAGCAGCCACUACGGCCAUGAAGUGCAUCCUUGCACUGUGCCUUUGGAAAACGACGCAGUUCUUCGCAGCCAUAAAGCCAGCUUGAACAUUUCAAGGGAGCAGAUCGAAGUCAUUCGCGAGGGCAGAGAAUGGCUGAUAAGUUCGCAAAACGGGCCCCAAAAGAAUUACGUAACUCUGAUCAAACAAACGUGUUUAGAGCCGUGCUUGAUGUGCAAGAAGUGUAAUAUCUGCGUGCACACAUUCAAAUGUUCAUGCAUUGAGCAUGUGGUAAAAAACCUGAUUUGCAAACACAUUCAUGGCAUUGCCAGGGUGUUCGUAUUUCAACUUCCCAUAACCGAUGUUCAAGAUCAGGAGUCAAGUUCCUCGUACUCCGCAGAAAUAGACCAAAAGGUUCAAUUGAUUUCGAAGUUGUGCAAUGAGGUGGAGAUUGACGAAGAAAAAUGUUUGCUGAUACAGAACUAUUUGGACUUGGCUAUCAGGGUCUUGAGUGAGAGGCUUGCCUCGUCCUUAUCCACAAUUGACGACUUGAUAGUUCAUUCGGAGCCGGAACAAGAGCUAAAAAUGGAAGCAGAAAAAAAUAGCACAACUUUACAAACAGACCAGCCGGUCUUGAUCCAUAGCAGCUUCGAUCACACUUACUUAUAACUUAUCCAAUACAUUCAAAUGUAUUUGAAUUUGAAUAUGUGGUCAACUGUCAACAGAACAAGCAGGAUUCUCAUCUUUUCACCAUGCCAUCACGAACAGUGGCCAUAGAGAAAGUAAGAUAAUUUUCUUAGGUGCUCAUGUACUUUAUGUCUGUCGGAGUUUCGCGUUCUUUUUAAUUUUCCCUUAAAGUACUAUCAAAAUAAAGCAGUUUAGUUGGAAAAAA